GGCGGAGCGGGCGGGGGGCGCCGGGGGCGGGGCGCGGGCGGAGCGGGCCGGGGGCGGGGUGCGCCCUUGCCGUGCGCGCUCAGCCCGAGGAGCCAGCGGCGCCCCGCGGUCCUAAGAGCCGCCUCGCCGGGCGCCGGCGCACCAAGGUCUCCCGGAGGCCGCCCUCCAGCGCGCCCCGAGGCGCCCCCACUUCCCGCGGGGAGGCUGCGAAGCUUUGUCCCGCGGACCCGGGGCUGGGCCCAGAGCAGUCAGGGGAGCCCCGCCGGCCCGCCCCCGGGAAGCCCCUCCCGCCGCCGGCUCCUCCUCUUCCCCUCGGCCGCCGCCCCGCCCCGCGCCGCGACCCAAACAGCACCGCGCCCGCCCGCCCUCCGCGACAGAUCGCCAGCCCCCGCCCGCGCCCCCCGCCCGCGCCCCCCGCUCGCGCCCCGCCGGCCCCCCGCCCGGCCCGGCCAGCGAUGCUGCUGCUGGCGGCCGCCUUCCUCGUGGGCUUCGUGCUGCUGCUCUACAUGGUGUCGCCGCUCAUCAGCCCCAAGCCGCUCGCGCUGCCCGGGGCGCAUGUGGUGGUGACGGGCGGCUCCAGCGGCAUCGGGAAGUGUGUGGCCAUCGAGUGUUACAGACAGGGCGCCUUCAUCACUCUGGUGGCCAGGAAUGAGGAAAAGCUGCUGCAGGCGAAGAAAGAAAUUGAAAAGCACUCCAUUAACGACAAACAGGUGGUGCUCUGUAUAUCAGUCGACGUGUCUCAAGACUACAGCCAGGUGGAGAACGUCAUAAAGCAGGCACAGGAGAAACUGGGUCCAGUGGACAUGCUUGUCAACUGUGCAGGGAUGUCGCUGUCCGGGAAGUUUGAGGAUCUGGAAGUGAGUACUUUUGAGAGACUGAUGAGCCUCAACUACCUGGGCAGCGUGUACCCCAGCCGCGCCGUCAUCACCACCAUGAAGGAGCGGCGUGUGGGCAGGAUCGUCUUCGUGUCCUCACAGGCGGGCCAGCUGGGGUUGUUCGGCUUCACCGCCUACUCCGCAUCCAAGUUCGCCCUCCGGGGCCUGGCCGAAGCUCUGCAGAUGGAGGUGAAGCCGUACAACGUGUACAUCACGGUGGCCUACCCUCCCGACACAGACACCCCGGGGCUGGCAGAGGAGAACAAAACCAAGCCUCUGGAGACCCGCCUUAUUUCAGAGACCACGGCAAUUUGCAAACCAGAACAGGUGGCCAAACAGAUCGUUAAAGAUGCCAUCCAAGGAAAUUUUAACAGUUCUCUUGGCUCUGAUGGGUACAUGCUGUCAGCCCUGACCUGUGGAAUGGCUCCGGUAACCUCCAUCACUGAGGGACUCCAGCAGGUGGUCACCAUGGGCCUCUUCCGCACCAUCGCCUUGUUUUACCUGGGCAGUUUUGACAGCAUCAUCCGCCGCUGCAUGAUGCAGAAGGCCAAGUCCCAGACCUCGGACAAAACUGCUUAACUCUGGCCCCCGCUGGCGGAAGGACGGUUUCUAAAUCACCCUAACAGCUUGCUGCUCGAGGGGACCUGGUUCUCGGCCUGCAGACGCUGGCGUGCUGCUUUUGAGGUGGACCGGCACCCUCCAGAAACCUGGCUGUGAGCAAGGGGCUAGAAAUCCAAGUUCGAGUCCAGAUGCUGCUCUUAACUCUAUGCAAAUAUGGACUGGGAGCAUGGUCCAUCCUUGGGACUUGGGGGUGGGGAUGGGGUGGGCAGGCAGUGAUGACUUGGGGAGCCAACAGUGGGUAGCAGUCCAGGCCAGAGGUCCAGAGUCUUUGUUUAAUUCCUCCUCCUCCUCCUCCUUUCCUUGCUCAUAGAGAUCAAGUUCAGAAAUGUUCUUUGUGACUCUUUAGAGAUCCUAGGACUUUUAUUUUUUUUAAAUCUCACUGGAAAGACAGUUUCUGGGUUUCUAGGGCCUGUUUGAUGUUUGUUUGUUUAAACUGGUGUGUUUUAUUCCUGGUGAGUUUUUCACAAUGUCAGUGAGCCUGAAGGCAUGGGAACAUCCCUGGCUUGCUCUGUGUUGCCAGGCACUAUGGCUUCUCUCUCUCUCUCUCUCAUAUCUCAUAAAAGGAGUGUGGCGGUUGAGAGAGAGAGAGAGAGAGAGAGAGAGAGAGAGAGAGAGAUAUGCAGUGGCAGGGAGGGAAAAAAAAAAAAGAGUGCUAUCUUGUCUUUAGACCGGAAUCCAGGGGCACUUUGAGUUUUCCACUGGGGGAGGUGGGUGGGGAGGAGACAGCCUGCUCAAAAUGUUUCCUGAGGAGAAAUAAAAGAAGCUUAAACGUUUACGAUUUCUUCGAUAGCCAUGCCAGCCAGAAAUCUUACCUGUUUCAUGCCAGCAUCUUCUCCUCUCGUCCUUUUUGUCCAUUCUAGCUUUUGCUUAUCUCACUGUCAUAUUUUUCUAAGAAAUGAGAAGACCAGUUGAAUUCUUUCUGACCUUCUUCCCCCACCCCACCCCCGUCACCCCCAGUGAAUUCCCCGACUUCAUUAAAACAAGUGGGAAACAACAGUGUGGCGUUCUUCGACUCACAGCAUCUAUGUAGCUCUUAAGGAAGGCGGAGGAGGAUGGAUCGCUUUCGUCCAUUAUUUGACUCCUUGCGAAAAAUGGAGGUGGGCAAGAGAGUUGGUUUUGAAAUGCAGCACUCGCCUUGUCCUUCCUGUGCCCCUCCCUUGCCUGGCCGCUUUACAGUGACCUGAGAACAUUCCGUGUCCUUGCUAUAGCCUCAGCAGCUCUCUUGAUCCUCAGGUUGCAGGCCAAGCUGUUCCCUGCGUGGAUUUCCACAGUAAGUGCCUACAGUGAGCCUUAGCCUAUGUCACCUCUCUCCCUUCUCGUCAGACCCACUUCUCCGACCUUGGACCUUCUCUUUCACUCUUUAACACUGUGUUUCCUCCUCAUUCUCCUCGGAUAGAGGAUAAAUAGCACUUAGGUCAGAACUUUUUUUUUUUAAAGCACUGUUUUUCAAUAAGAAACUCCCCCGCCCCGAACACACACACUAAGAUAAGAAAAACCCUACAAGAGGAAACGCCUACAAGUUAGAGCCAACUUUUUUUUUUUUUUAACUCUUGAAUUUUUGAACCUCUGAUGAUGCAAAUUGUAGUGUCUUUUUAAUCAAGACCCAAGAGAAGCAUUUUCUAAACAGGAUACAAAGACAAGAAAGGAUUAUUUCAUAGCUGCAUAUGCUUGGGAGAGCUGCUUUACAGCUUCUGGGAUGUGCGGAUGCCAUCAUGGUUUGUGAAUUGUUGACUCUUGGUCAUUGUUCUCAGACUAUGGGAGCCAGGUGAUGGAGGAGCUGAAGUUGUGUUUUCUUGAGUCAGAGAAGACGGUGCAUUCAUAUUUGGGCAUUUCUCAAUUUCAUUCCUAUAAAUAUCUGUUGAAGGUUGGCAUCUCCUCUUCCUGGUCUUUGGGAAAAUGGCACCCAAGAUGGCACCUCCUUUCGUCACAUGACAACAUGACCCAUAGUUAGUAGGGUAUGCAGUUGUCAGAAUACUCUCACCGUUCUAAUUUGUUACAUUCAAACAAUGUGCAAAGCGAAUGUGAGUGUCCCAUUGCUGUGGGAGGAUACUCUUCCCAACCCAACUGGAGCCCAGGCAUCAGAGCUGGUCUGCAGGAAUAGGCUUCUUCAUCAGACAGUAAAGGUCUUCAGUCCCUUGCUCGGAAACUUUCCAUAACAGCUUUCUCUUUUCCGUUCCUCUAUCCUUUUCAUUCCUUCUCUCCUGUUCCUUCCUUCCUUUCUUUCGUUCUUUCACCUUCCUCCCUUUUUUUCUCUUUCACACCACGAUUCCUUUGGUGGCAAAACUUGACUUGAAGUGACGUCGAUUUGUUAUACGUUUAAUUCAGACGAUUUUUUUCUGAAUGCUUGGAUAGUUAUAGCUGAAAAACUACCAACCAAUGGGUUUGAUGUUGAGGACUACCCUAGACUGGAAGCAUUUUGUAUUCAGUCUAUGAAUUGUGAAAGACAUCUGGUCUCAAGGGUUUUGUUUGGGAAAAGGUUUGUAGACUUUUAAGUAAGUCACCCAUGAUCUGACGCCAUCCAGAAGAAGUAAGUAGGGGCUGGGAGAUAACUCACUAGAUGGAUCGCCUGCCUCACCUUUUUUGAGACCCUGGUACCGCAUAGGAACACCAUCUAUAGCUUUGGAGGAACUCUGAGGAUAAAGCAGUGCUGCCUUGGUGUGUCUUACCUCUCUCACCUCCCCAUCUCUCUCUAAAUUAAAAAAAAGGGGCGGGGGAGGCAAAGGAAUCUCUUGUGCUUGAGGCCGUAUGUGCUUUUGCUCCACAUAAACAUUUUAAAAGAUGAAAAUGUUACAGGGAAAAUUCAGUUUUUAUCUUUUGGGGCUCAAUUCCUACACACACACACACACACACACACACACACACAUAUAUUUUACACUGAAUUGUUUUUCUGCUCAGUACAACAAAAAU
This is a messenger RNA of Erinaceus europaeus (western European hedgehog), 4403 nucleotides long. It is a transcript of the gene KDSR, whose product is annotated as 3-ketodihydrosphingosine reductase. The record is from RefSeq and is a predicted model, not a curated record. Lineage: Eukaryota; Metazoa; Chordata; Mammalia; Eulipotyphla; Erinaceidae. Gene Ontology annotation, biological process: sphingolipid biosynthetic process. Gene Ontology annotation, molecular function: 3-dehydrosphinganine reductase activity. The transcript has 10 exons. Bases 456 to 1454 code for a protein of 332 amino acids. Gene Ontology annotation, cellular component: endoplasmic reticulum membrane.